Capsicum annuum is the source of this 714-nucleotide messenger RNA. RefSeq names its product agamous-like MADS-box protein AGL8 homolog. Bases 1 to 483 code for a protein of 160 amino acids. The transcript has a single exon. NCBI's taxonomy places the organism in Eukaryota, Viridiplantae, Streptophyta, Magnoliopsida, Solanales, Solanaceae. The record is from RefSeq and is a predicted model, not a curated record. Gene Ontology annotation, molecular function: protein dimerization activity; RNA polymerase II cis-regulatory region sequence-specific DNA binding; DNA-binding transcription factor activity, RNA polymerase II-specific. Gene Ontology annotation, biological process: regulation of transcription by RNA polymerase II.
AUGACCAAAAAGGGGGUUAGGACCACUAGAAAUCUUGAUUCAAAAAUAAAAAAAGCUACUCUAGAGAAAAGAUUUCAAUCAUUGUGUAAGAAAGCAAAGGAGCUGUCCAUCCUAUGUGAUACAGAAGUAGGUAUUAUUGCUUUUAGUCAUGCAGAAAAUGAUAUUUUCGCUUGGCCAUCUGUAAUCCAGGCCAUAGAUCGGGUCAAGAAUUAUUUAGCUUGUGUUGAAACCAAAAAGCCAGUUAAGUUUCAAAAGCAUGAAACUUAUCUACAAUCAAUAUUGGAUGCACAAGAAAAAUAUAUUGAUCAGAUGGAGCAAAAUGUUGAGAAGAUAGAAAUGGAGAACCUCUUCAGAGAACUUGUUAAUGCAAGAAAAAGAUUUGAUGAACUUGAGGAUAGAGAAAUUAAAGGUUUGUUAAAGUUAUUUGCAGUUAAGAGGACCAAACUUGAAGAAAAGAAGAAACAACUGAAACAAAAUAUUUAGCAUGAAGUUGGUUCCAAUGACAAAAUAAUGAAGAGGAGAAUGAUGGACAUGAGAGGAGAAUGAUGGACAUACUUAGGAUGUUCAUUGAGUAUGUAAUGUUUUUAAUUUUUUCUUUUUUAUCAUUGUUAUGACUUCUUGCCUUUCAAUUGCAUUUCCUAGUUAUGAAUUUAUUUCUAGUAGUUCAUGUUAUUUUAUUGUUGUUCUUGUAAUGAUAUAUGAAGGGUAUUCUAU